Molecule: messenger RNA, 10731 nt
Organism: Antechinus flavipes (yellow-footed antechinus)
Lineage: Eukaryota; Metazoa; Chordata; Mammalia; Dasyuromorphia; Dasyuridae
Product: hepatocyte cell adhesion molecule
Exons: 7
Coding region: 432-1688 (418 amino acids)
Molecular function (GO): protein binding
Source: RefSeq, a predicted model, not a curated record
UGACUGUCUAAGACUGGGACACAGAGUCCAGUUUCUUUGUAUCCUCCUACCCAGGUCCCUGCAUUAGUCUCAGCUGCAAAUCCCCACCUGGAACAUUAGUCUGGGAACACCGCCUUCCUAUUCAGCACAGGUGAGUCUGGAGUCACCUAGCAUUUGUGCUUUGCAUUCAGCUUGGACCUACCAAGGGGCUUUUCAACAGCUCCUAAUUUCACCUUUUGGAAACUGAGGAUGUAGGGCUCAGGAAACCAGAAAAUGUUAGGUCCGAGGGAAAGAAAAGAGCAAGCUGAGCAACACACAGAGCUCUGUGUAUUCAGAGGCAAGUUGGCAGGGUUGUGCUGGAACAGAGAAACUCCAAGUGGUACAAAGAGACGUGCCCAGAGUGGAGAAAUCAUGCUAAUUGUCUGCACCAGAGCCCAAGAACUCGACCCAAAAUGAAGAGAGAAAGGGGAGCCCUGGUCAGAGGCUCCAGCGCCCCACGCCUCACUCCUUUGGUCUGCCUCCUCCUGAUCCAGACAGGCUCGCUGGAAGGAGUGAACAUCACAAGCCCAGUGCGUCUGAUCCAUGGCACUGUAGGGAAGUCGGCUCUGUUCUCUGUGCAGUACAGUAGCACCAGCAGUGACAAACCAGUAGUUAAGUGGCAGCUGAAGAGGGACAAGCCAGUGACAGUGGUACAAUCCAUUGGCAUUGAGGUUAUUGGCACUCUGAGGCCUGACUACCGUGACCGAAUCAGGCUUUUUGAGAAUGGCUCCCUUCUCCUCAGUGAUCUUCAGACAUCUGAUGAGGGCACCUAUGAGGUAGAGAUUUCUAUUACUGAUGAUACUUUCACUGGAGAAAAGACCAUCAACCUCACUGUGGAUGUUCCCAUCUCAAAACCACAGGUAGUUGUGGCUUCAUCCACUGUACUGGAGCUCAGUGAGUCCUUCACACUGAACUGUUCCCAUGAAAAUGGUACCAAAGCCAACUAUACUUGGCUGAAGGAUGGCAAACCACUCAGCAAUGACUCAAGGAUGCUCCUAUCCCCCGACCAAAAGGUGCUCACCAUUACACGAGUGCUUAUGGCCGAUGAUGACAUCUAUAGCUGCUUGGUGGAGAACCCCAUUAGCCAAGGCCGAAGUGUCCCCAUCAAGCUUACUGUGUAUCGGAGAAGCUCCCUCUACAUUAUCCUGACCACAGGAGGCAUAUUUCUCCUUGUGACUUUGGUGACAGUCUGUGCAUGUUGGAAACCCUCUAAAAAGUCUGGAAAGAAGCGGAAGCUGGAAAAGCAGGGCUCUUUAGAGUACGAAGAUCAAAAUGAUGACCACCUGAAACCUGAAGUAGAGACCCUCCCUCGAAGUGGAGAGCACGAGCGGAAGAAUCCAGUGGCCCUCUACAUCUUGAAGGACAAGGAUCCACCAGAAGGGGAGGAGAGCGCUGCCCCCGAACCUCGGAGCACCACUGAGCCGGGCCUGCCGGGUUAUGCAAUCUCUUCCACUGCCCCAGGCCGCUCCCCCGGAUUGCCAAUCCGUUCGGCCCGCCGCUAUCCCCGCUCUCCCGCCCGUUCUCCAGCCACCAGCCGAACGCACACCUCCCCCAGCCGGUCCCCGAGCUCUCCAGGUCGCUCCCGCAGCUCCACACGCACCCUCCGGACUGCGGGCGUGCACAUGAUCCGGGAGCAAGAGGAGGCUGGCACGGUGGAGAUCAGCGCCUGAGCCCUCCCAGGGCCCUGCCUCCACCUGAUGGGACUUUAGUCUCCCGCUUGGGGGCGAGGCCAGGCUAGCCUGGCAGAGGGCAGAGAGUGUCCAAGGGAAAGUCACUUGUGUUUGUGAGCCCGAGCGUGUGCGAGGUGUGAGGGAAUGUGAAUGACCGAGAGCCUGUGCGAACGUGUGGCUGCGUGUGUUGGUGCUCCCCGCGUAACGGCUGGUUCCCGGUUGGCUGCAGCAGGUGGGUGUGGAUUGUGUCCUCUUAGGACCCGCCUAUAGAUUAUUAAAUUCGAGGCCUACCCCUACAGGAACCUUAUGAAAACUAACAAUAGUAAUCCUAACAGUCUGGACCGGUCUGUGCCCCUCCUGGAGGACUCCCAGGUUUUACCCCUUACCUCUUCUUUCAUAUUCCGCGCUUGCCCACCUCCGGGAUCUGCUGCUUCACUUUUUGUUUUGUUUUGUUUUGUUUUUAACUAAGUAGGACAUUGAAACACAAGACAGAUUGAGUUACCCAACAUCACAAAAGGAUUUAGGAACAGAGAAAAUGACAAGAGCUUUGGUCAAGACAAGAACUAUGUGUCCAGCCCAUGAGGAGCUGCUCACAUCAUGGCAGAAAUCAAGAGACUUUUAUAUCAACUCAUACCACUUAUAUCAGCCCAUCCCCUUCCCCAGAAAAAUGGGUAUCAUAUGGAUGUUUCCCUUCUGGGAUGUUGUAGUGCAAGCUGCUGGUUCUGCAUAGGGGAAGACAUGUCCCUGAAGAGAAACUAGAACUGCAGGUUCUGCUUUAGGGUGGAGAGAAUUACUUUUCCAAGUGCCUCAUAAUGGGGGACCUUGGGCCAGCUUCAUCCAUUUAAGCAGGGGUUUCCUCAUUUGCAUGUAAACCUGUUCUCAAGUUUGAAUUAGAUUAUCUCUAAGACCUCUAAAUUCUGACAACCUAUCAGACUGAAUCUAUGGUAGGUGAACAGGGGAAGCCAAUUAGCACUUGUUUGACUCCUAUUCACCAAGUAUGCAGCCUUCUUGGAAACUACAACUUUCUGACCUAAGUCCUGCAAAGUUCAAAGGGCUCAAAUCCUUGGUGUCCGAGAAAGGUGUGUCUUAUUAUCAGUCCUCUCCCAAUAGGCCCUUUCUUUACUUCCUUAGCCUAACACACAGGGCAGUCCUUUCUGUGUCCUUGUUGAAGAAGACACCAUGCCUGAGAAGAAAGGAUCAGGACUUUUAUUUUUGGGAAGCAAAGAUCCUCUGCCACUCCCUAAGAAAUUUCCAUUCCUCUUCCCACUCUAACUUCCAUAUAUUCCCUCCCUCAAACAAAACUUGCAAACACAAUCAGAAUCCCUGGGAAAGAAACUGGAGGCCCCUAUUGGACAGAUCUUGCUAAUGCUUUUUCUCAUAUUUGAGUAGGAGGAAAUAAAGGUUCCAAUCUUUGGAGUGGAUUCCCAAUGACUAAAACUCCUAGAGGUUGGGCAGAUCAUGUUCUGACUCUCGGCCCCCUGCCUCUCAAUCUCCUUCUCUCAGACACUUAGGUCCUUGGGAAGUAGGACAUGGGUAUCUUUCCUAAUUGAACUAACAAUUCGAUAGUGAGGGACUAGCCUAGUCCCUCAUGUAGUCUUCCUUGUUUUUCUGCCACCUACUGUCCAUAGAGAGGCAAUAAUCUACUUUAUGUGGAGAGAAUGCAAUUAAAAAGCUGAAAGUGAGGGAGGCCCCCUCAAGGGAGCCAGGCUCUGUGCACUCUGUCCUCCCCUAUGCUUCUAGGGUUUGGAACACUCCCCUUGUGUCUUACCUGUGGUGGUCAACUGUGGAGAAUGCAACCUUGCUAAUAGGCAAACUACCUCCCAGAUCACUGGCUUCUUCUCCAGGGACUGAAUCAAACAACUUAAGCCCUUUGGCCCUAGACAAAUUGUUUUUGUUUUUUGUUUUUACUGCUUUUAAAACUGAUCCUAACCCCAGUUUUAGGUACCAAGAUUCAUAGAUCUUGGCUUCUUGGAUUCAGAAAUCCCCUUUACCCCAAACGUUAUAAUCCUGAGAUGUUCUGGGUAUAGACCAAAGCAUUCCCAUCAUGUAAAAAAAAAAAAAAUCAGUGUAAUUACACCAGACACGGGUUAUACCUGAAAUUCUAAUAAUGAUUUUUGUCUUGAUAGCCCCUAAGUUCAGUCACAUACUUUGGAGCUGGAGACCUAUCAUAGUCUGCUAUAGCCCUUGCCCCUCCUUUUCUAUCACUAACCUAAGCAACUUCCUCAAGUUUGUUGCUUCUCAAGUCCUGCUUAAAACCCUGUGCCAUGCUCACUACUGAGCUAGUCCAGAGGGUAUUUGUGCCAAAGUCUUUGGACAGUAAUAGCAGUAGAAUCUUGUCCUAUACUUGUCUUAAAUGUCACUUUCACAGACUUAUUCCUCUCUCUUCUGAUUCCUUGCUCCUCAUAACACAUUUAAAGAGGGUUAACCCUUGAUGUGGCUUCUAAGAACUUAUUCAACUGUCCACUCAUUCCAGCAAACUAUACUUUCUCCUCCCACUCUUCCCACUUCUGCUAACCCUAACCUAAUUAUGCUUCAGGCAGGUAGUAGUAUAGGCUAGGGGAAAGAGAUCAAGAAGGUUUUUGACAAUUUUAAUUCCACUCACCUACUUUUGGAGGCAGGAGGGAAGUAAACUUAAAAAUCCCUAUCCUACCAUCCUCUAAGUUUCCCCUUUUCUUUUCUUUCCUUUUCCCUUAGGCAGUUGUGAUAUAAUGGAAAGAAACUGCAUUUGAAAUGCCCCUAGCGUUGCCACAUACCAUCUAUGUGACCUUGAGCAAGUAAUUCAACUUUUUUUUGAGCCUUAAUUUCCUCAUAUGCUUUUAAAAAAUGAGAAUGACAAUACUUGUGUAGUGCAAGUAUAACACUUCUCUCUCAGAGUGAGCUCAGUCACUCAAUCUGAAUUCAUAAAGAAGGUUGGAGGGUUCAGAGAUAGGAUGGCCACUGUUUUAACCUUAGGUGGAAGUCUAUUACCUCUUAAUUAGAAAUAUUUAUUAAGCAGAAAGGUAAAAAAAAGAAUAACUUACCAUUCUAUUCCUCAGUCAGUGACAGAUUUUCCCACUAUGCAAAAUAUCCAUGAGAAUAGAAUGGGCACAAAAUUACAGAACUGUAGCAGGUAAAUAUAUAGAAAACAUAUGAUGGGGCAGCUGACAAGUUUAUACUGUGGACUCAUUGUCCUUUGUUUUCCUCAGGAACAGUCUAUACAAUUCAUUGCCCAGUAGGGCUGCUUCUUUGCUAGCUGCUCUACUUGAGCAGCUCCUCUUUCUGAGCUACCAAGAUAAUAUUAUAUAAUUUCAGCAAAAGCAGAAACCCUAAGCUUGGGAUCUGCAUAGUUUUUCCAAUCCUGCUUCCUUAUCUGGGCUCUGAGAGAUUUCUAUCUUUUAGGCAGUAGGUGGCAAAUCAGGGAACCAUAAAAGCCUUUUCCAUUCUCGAGCUGAUUUUACCAAGCACCAGGUAUCAGUACAAACUCUGGGGUCUCUUCUUAGACUUGACCAGAGGUCUUUCCUGAGCUCUGACUUUCAUGAAGGCUCAACUCAAGUGAUCUGAAACAAGGUCUCUUCAAUGAGGCGACUCACCUUUAAUUCAUGGGAGUAAAUGAGAGUUUAUAUUUCUACCAUCUCUAUAACUAAGCAAUAUAUAUUUGUCCCAUAGUCACCAAGCAGUUCUAGGAAUCAGAGUUUUCUAAUAAGUUCCAAAUCCUCACAUCUGUCAUAUAUAAAUUAAAUGCUAAGAAACAAGGCACUUUGGCCAUAUUUAACAUAAAAAAUUGUCUUUUCCAAGUGCAAGAUACCUUUUUUUUCCACUUUCUUUCACAACUAUCCUUGUCUAUAUCAUUUGUUCACAUCUGAAAGGGAUACUCCUUUCCAUUUUCAUUACCUACCUCACAGGGAUAUUGUAAAGAUCAAAUGAUAACAAAUGAGAUAACAUGUACAGAGUUUUAUAACUGUAGAGUGUAUAUGGGUAUAUGCUAUUAUUCUCUUUUCAUUUCCUGCCCUCUCUUUUGCCCUUUCCUCCAAACCCAUAAUUAUUGCCAUGCAUGGUCUGGAUUGGGAGAAUUCAGGGGCACUGAGGGAGCUGAGAAGAAAAUCAUUGCUAUUUUCCUUUAUGUCCCUUCAUCCUCUCCCCGCCAACUUUGGCCCUUACUUCAAGUUGUGCCCCACCUAUCAGAAAAGUCUAGUCUUCAGAAACAUCAUCCUUAGAAACCCUGUCCAAUGAUCUGGUAUCUUGGAAAUUUGCUUAGCCCUUUGAGCAAAAGCCAUCUCUCUCUUUUUCAUUGAUAACCCAGUCUUUUGCUGUUGUUGGCUGACACUCAGAAGAUUGACAAACAUGAAAAGAAGAAAUUGAGUUGGAAGGCCCUCCAGUCAAGGAAGGAAGAUCUGGUGACAACUAUUUGUUCCUACCAGAGUGAAAUUCUUAUGUUGUUUGUGAGAUGGAGUGUGAGGGACAGAUAUCUGGUAACUUCAAUGAAUCUCUCUUCCUGCUUAGCUCUCAGAAUGACCUAAGUCUUCUAUCCUUUACUUGCUUACACUGAUCAAAAAGAUACCUUCAAAUGUACCUAGUUAAGGUGAUCAUUCCUCAAGAAGACAAGAUGAUUUAGGGAAAAGUGUUAAAUUUUGGGGGAAAGAAGUCCUGUAUUCAAAUUCUAGUACUGCUAUUUAGCAGUUUUAGCAAGUGAUCUUUAGUAAGUUAAUUAACUUUUCUAUAAUUUUUUCUUUCUCUUCAAAAUAAAGGCAAAGGGGAGAAAAUAAGCACUUAUUAAAUGCCUCUUGUGUGUCUGGCACCAUGCUAAGCACUUUAAAAAUAUUAUCUUAUUUGAGCAACUAUCCUUUAAGUUAGAUGGCUGUUAUCAUUUUCACUUUACAAUUAAGGAAACUGAGGUAGACAGAAGGAAGUUACUUGCAAAGAGGCACAUAACUAAUAUCUGAGGCUAGAUUUGAAUUCAAGUCUUCCCAGCUCUAAGCCUAAUACUGCUGAUAGAUAAUUUCUAGCUAUAAAUAUGCAAAUCCUAUAGAAACAACAUCUGGUGAAUUUUCAGUUAAAGAUUCUGGUCUCAGCCUUAUCUUCCAUAGUGCAAAUGAUUAAAAAGGAGCACAGGAAAAUCAAUCUGCAGCAGUGGGAAUUGGGAUAGAACCUACAUACUGGGUCAAAUUUUUGAUCAUUGCACAUCCUUGAUAUUCUGUAAUUCAGGACAAAUCUUUAUCUCUAGUUAGGUAAUAUAAGUCCAAAGCUAAAUAGUUCCUCAAGUAAUACCAUCACCAUGAGUCAUACAGUUGGUCCUUCCUCCAUUUGUGCAAAAUGAGGCCCUAGGGGUUGCUGGAAGUGAACACAACUGUGCCUGGGAUUUAGCCAGAUGAAUAUCACUGUUGUAAAUCAACCUUCCUGACACAAGUUCCAACCAUUUUGCCAGACCUGAAAUGGUUAGAGUAGGGGAUCCUGGAGCAGGUGUCCUAAUAUCCAAAGGAGAAGAAAUUUGAUAGAUGUCCUAUACUCUGACUUAAUGCGAAAGACAGGUCAAUCCUGUGACCUUGGAUUCCCCAAACCUAGGAAGGGGAACAAGCUAUGCUGAGGAAAUUUCUUUAAAGAUAAUGUCUUUUUUAGAGGAUGGAAUCCUUUCUUAAAGCUGAAAUUACCUUUUAGAUCUCUACUAUUCUCCCAUCCUGCCCAACUUAGGAAAAAGUUGAUCUGAGAUCUGAAACCCCAGAAUACUUGCCCUUAUCUCAUCUUCACUGAGGUGUCUGCUUCCCAGAAUAUAAAGGAUAUUAGGACAGGUUUCUAAAUGCCUGAAUAUCAUCAAAUCAAUAAUAAGUGAGACUCACUAUGUAACAAAGGGCAAAUUUCUCAAUGUCCAAGACAGCUCUUUAAGACCUUUAGUUGAAAAGCAGAUGUUGAUCUGCUUUGGUAUUUGGAGUUCUUCACUGAGACUUUCCAUUACCAAUGCUAUCACCGGUCUGUUUAAAAAAAAAUAAUUAAAGAAAUAAAGUGAAACUUAUAUGAACUCUUCUCCUAAGCCCCUCCUUACUUUAUAAUGUGAUAGCAAAAUAGAUUAGUUCAGGAGGUGGCAGCAACAAAAUUGACAGGGGAUGGGCAAUGGAGUAUUCAGCAAAAUUAGCAAAAUAUUUGAAAGAUUCCAAAACACUUUGGAACAUCUAUGUAUCUCUUUUAGUGACAAUGCAACCAAUUCAGCUAUCUUUAUGUAUUUCUCAUUUUUUCUCUACCUUCUUUUUCUCGGUCUCAGUUUAUAAAAGAGAAAGGUAUGCCUUGUCUGUGGUUGGGUAAAGAAGAAUGCUAGCCAGGUGUAGAGACCCCAUUGAAGAGGGAUCAGAGAAUAAUAGGUAAUAUUAUUAGAAGAUUCUCCACUUAGACCCCAGAACUUAGCUUUGGCCUUCCCUCAACCAACUUCAGGAAAUGGCUGAGAUUCCAGAUCUGGGAGGAAAGGAGUCAUAAACAAUUUUGCCUGCCUCUGAGAGGAAAAAAUAGAUGUUUUGAAGGAUAGAAGAGAGGGAGGGUAUAAAGACUUUAGGAAUUAUUUCAAUUUCAUGCUGAGAAGACAUGACUGCAAACUCUAACUGUACUAAAUAUAGACGAUAUUGUAUAUAGACAUAUAUAAAUAUAUAUUUUAUAGGUAACCCUCCCAAGUCAAUGAAUCUCCCCACUCCAUCAUACUACGUAUUCUUGGUCUUUCCCUGGAAGCUUGGGGUCUGGGAGUCACACACAAAAAAAAAAAUCAUCACCUUUCCCUUUUUCACUAAAACUUCCAUCUAGCUCCACCAAACUCAUCAUAUUUUGUCACCAAUCUCCAUGUUAUGGUACCAUGGGGCUAUGUUACUGCUUCUCCUCCCUCUUCGUCUCCCCCCCCCCCCACUUCCUUCUGCUUCUGAAAGAGAUGACCUCAGGAUUAAUGGGUUUAUGGUUCAAGCACUUCAAGAAGAAUAUUUAGAAAACUAAAGUUAAAAGAUUAAUGGUCACAGAAAUACAAAAUUUUGAGGUGGAAAGGAACAUUGGUAACAAAAAAAACCAUUCUUAGAAGGGUUCCCAUUACAAAAUCAAGUGUCAUCCAGCCUCUCUUUAAGAUCUUCAUUGAAGAUCUUCAGUGAUCUUACCUCCCAAAGCAGCCCAUUUCACUUUUGCAUAAUUCGAAUCAGUUUUUUUUCCCCUUAACAUUAAACCUACUUACCUUUUCCCCAACUUCCACCCACUACUCUUAAUUCUGCUCUCUUGGAUGUUAGGGUUAGCAUCAGAGUUAGUGGAUGGGGAUGGGGAGUGAAGGAGGGCAGGUCAAGGCAAAGAUUAGAGUAUAAGGGCAAGCCUAAAAGAUCAAGGUUAGAGAAUUUGACUCCUCCUGUCCCUUUCCUUAGUACUCCCAAGGAGGUUAGUCCCUGUAACUGGGCCAGGCAGGAAGUAACAAUUUCCUCCAUGCUGCUUCCCUCUUUGGGCAGGAUUCAUGGUUACAAACAACCGGUGCCCCGCCCAGCCAUCCUCCUCCCUUUCCUCUUUCCCCCUCCCUCAAUGAGCUCAGACCAGCUGGACCGACUGGAAAGAACAGAAGGGUCUAGUAGAACCAGGGGUCCCUUGGGUCCUGGGUGGAGAAAUGAGACCAGGAAUGAACACACAAGGAACGAGAGUCCCAGGGGCUGCCUUGGCCAUGUUUUUCCUGCUCCUAUUUAUUACAGGUGAGUCUGGACUGAUGGAUAGAGCCCCCUCCUCCUUUUUUCCUUUUUUUUUCUCUAGUCUCUCAUAUAUUUGUCUUUUGACCAAACCCUGCUAAAGAAGAGAGGUGAAGGAUUCUAUUGUCCAGAGGUAGCUCUGCUUGGGAAGUUGAAGAAGAAUAUAUGGCCUACUAAGUUCCAGACAACAAUGAGGGGGGGUGGGAUGGAUAGUUUUAUAACCCAAGGAUUUGUUAUAUACUGAUAGUAAAUGCACAUAUAUGAAGAUUACAUACAAAUGAGAAAUAUGGUAACAUCUUAGCAGAGAACUCAUUUGAGUUCUACUGCAGCCUUCUUUACCUAGAUACUACGGUCAAGGUCUCCCCACCCCAAAUCCUUCUUUAUCCUGAGGACCUGUCCAUCAGAUGGUUAAAACUUAAAUAGCUAAACUGUCAAGCUUUAGACCAGCCCCCUUCUACCUAAAUAGGAAGCUACUUAGCAUUCCACUCCCCUUCCCAUUUUCCCUCUGGUUUACACUACCUUCCCUCCUCUUACAUCCCAUAGUCAGAAGCCAGAACUGCUUUGACCAAGCCCUUCAAUCAAACCUAACUUAACAACUUAGAGCUAUCAGCAAGUAUUCUUUUCUAUUUGUGGUUUAUGAGAGCCAAGGCAAGAAAGACACAUGGGGAGCAGAGGAUCUUGAGGUAGAAGGGAGCAUGGAAACCAAAAGAAUGCAAAAGGUGGAGCAGGAAGGCCUGUUUGAUGAGAACCCUAGAUCAAGAAAGCAGAAGAUGGGUGUCUGAAUGGAAAGGGUAAAUGAAGAAUAGGAAAAUUUUCAAAAUUUCAAAUUUACAGGUACAUUUGGUAGUAAUAAUAGCUGAUAUAGAACCUUGUGGAGGUGUAAAUGAUUCCAGAUUAUGGAGAAAACUUUUCCAUAGUCCUUCAUAUGGAUUUCUACAUGACCAGGAUGUUGCAGCAGUGUUAGGAGAGUGAGUUGGGAAUUUGGAUCACUGAGCCCAAGGUCUCCUAGAAAAACAAUAGGCAGGCUUUGAUUCUAGAGUUAUGAUAUCAUUGGUAAUUUUAAGCCACAACUGUAAAGGAUUUAUGGAGAUCUACAGCAAUGAAAGGAUUCUGCCCUGAAUCCUUUUGUUUUUACCAUUUUAACCAAUUUAGGUAUUUAACACCCCAUUAUACCCUCAUCAUUUACAUAUCUCUGGAUUUUUGCUUCUACUCUAAGUAUCUAUAUUGUCACACAUCUGCCCUAUUGACAAGGAAAGGGUAAAGUUUACAAUGUGCUUAGCAGAGUUUGAGAAUUAUCAGAUUGUUAAAAAAAAAAAAAAUCAACUGACUGGUAGAAUUUCCUAACCCUAAGUUUCCUAAUAAAAUCUAGUCUCUUGGUCAUUUUA